GUGAUGGCUUGAGGCCGGACACAUGUUGAGAAAUGCGGCAACAAUGAGAUACAUUUGCCUUUCGUUGCCUCUUGCGCACAUGGCUCUUGCAUGAUCUGCUUAUUCCCGGGAUCGCACGUGACUCCUGAGACCGACUUCGCCACAUCGAGCAUCACAUCAUCUCUGACAUAAUCACGCUUGAUCAGCUUCGACAUCUGAUUGGCUCAAUGCCCUCUUCUUCGCCCUUCGAAGAGCCUCGCUCGGCCGGCACGAGCGAUGACGUUUCAUUGCCGAGAUCCACGGCUGCUCAUUGUGGCAUGGCGAUGACGGGAGAUGUUUACAAAUGCAAAAACCCAGGCGGCGAAGUAUAUAUCUUUUCCCAUUCAUCCCCUUCUCAAAGAAUCUCCACUCCACUCCUGACAAUCACACUACACCAUCUCAUCACACCCAUCGACCAUGUCGUCAACCACCACCACCGCCACCACCACCUCUUCGGCCAAGCCGCAAACCUCCUCCUUCCGCACCGUCAAAGACAUCAACCAAAUCGACAUCCCCCGCGGCGAAACGCGCUCCACCCUCUCCUUCUACCAGCCCCCCGCCGACGGCUCCAAACCCCACAACUACGUCGAAGCCCCGCCGGAAGGCCAGCCGCAGCGCAACUUCGGCGCCGAAGACCAUGAAGUCGCCAUCAACGACAUCCGCGGUCGCGAGGCCGAAUUCGACAUGAACGUCAACGGCUUCGGCGUGUUGUCCGGCGUCGAAUCCGCCGAGACGGAGUUCCGCGACGACGAGCAGAUUAAGAAUGUCUACUACCCUGAGGUGGAGAAGGUGCUGCUCGAUAAUGUGCCUGGCGCGAAGCGCGUGUUCAUCUUCGACCACACUGUCCGCCGCAGCGAUCCUGACGCCAAGCGCGCACCUGUCAACCGCGCGCAUAUCGACCAGACGACGCGCAGCGCUAUCCAGCGCGUCGACUACCACAUGGGCGACGAGGCGGAGGAGUUGCUCAAGGGGCGGUACAGGCUGAUCAACGUCUGGCGCCCGAUCAAUGGGCCUGUGGUGCACAAGCCGCUGGCUUACGCGGAUUCGCGCACCGUGCCGGAUUCGGACAUCGUGCCUGUUGAGCAUCGGUAUCCGCAUCGCACGGGCGAGACGGCGGGGGUGAAGUAUACUGACAAGGGGAAGUGGUAUUACUGGUCUGGAAUGAAGAACGACGAACGUAUCCUCCUGCAAUGCUACGACAGCAAGGACCACGCGCGGACACCUCACACCGCCUUUGACGACCCGCGGACGCAGGACGACUGGCCGGGCCGCGAGAGCAUCGAGGUCAGGACCCUGGUGUUUGGUUAGAGGGCCACUUGACUGUCAUACCAGGCUUUGUUUGAUAGAGCGUGCAUGAGAUAUACGAAAUUCCAAUG
Molecule: messenger RNA, 1394 nt
Organism: Neohortaea acidophila
Lineage: Eukaryota; Fungi; Ascomycota; Dothideomycetes; Mycosphaerellales; Teratosphaeriaceae
Exons: 2
Coding region: 436-1326 (296 amino acids)
Molecular function (GO): oxidoreductase activity
Source: RefSeq, a predicted model, not a curated record